Molecule: messenger RNA, 2338 nt
Organism: Ananas comosus (pineapple)
Lineage: Eukaryota; Viridiplantae; Streptophyta; Magnoliopsida; Poales; Bromeliaceae
Product: cyclin-T1-3-like
Exons: 7
Coding region: 356-2020 (554 amino acids)
Biological process (GO): positive regulation of DNA-templated transcription, elongation; regulation of transcription by RNA polymerase II
Cellular component (GO): cyclin/CDK positive transcription elongation factor complex; nucleus
Molecular function (GO): cyclin-dependent protein serine/threonine kinase activator activity
Source: RefSeq, a predicted model, not a curated record
GUUCCGGGUCGCUCCGAUUCGAAUCACGCCACUUCUCUCGACACCGCCGUAAUAAAAUGAGCCUCUUUUAUGCGGCGCCACAUCGUUCCCCGCGAGAGAAACCCUAGCUCCCUUUUUCAUCGCGAUCCCCCCCCCCUCCUCCUCCUCCUCCCCAAAUCUCCUCUGAAAGAUUCGUGUAUCGAUUAUAAUUCUCGUCCCCGUGUCAUCGCCGGUGGAUUCUACGCAAAAUUAGGAACUUGCUGUUGAAUUCAUUGACAUAAACAGCAUACAAAGUUGAAGACAUUAUACAGCACAUUUUGUUUUGUUUUAACUGACACUUUGAGAAGGAAACAUUCGAGGAGACGAACCCUUCAGAAUGGUUGAAAGUAGUUCAUACAGGUCCUCCAUUGACAGGCAUGAGGAAGAAAGUUGUCCUGGUUCUUCUUGGUAUUUUAGUCGAAAGGAAAUUGAAGAAAAUUCUCCAUCUAGGAGAGACGGCAUCGAUCCGAAGAAAGAGACUUAUCUUCGAAAGUCAUACUGCACAUUUUUGCAGGAUUUGGGCAUGAGGCUGAAAGUGCCUCAAGUGACUAUCGCCACUGCAAUUGUGUUCUGUCAUCGUUUUUUCCUACGCCAGUCACAUGCCAAGAAUGAUAGACGAACAAUUGCGACAGUUUGCAUGUUUUUAGCCGGAAAGGUUGAAGAAACGCCUCGGCCCUUAAAGGAUGUUAUUCUUGUUUCAUACGAAAUCAUUCAUAAGAAGGAUCCUGAUGCUGUCCAGAGAAUCAAACAAAGGGAAGUUUACGAACAGCAGAAGGAACUUAUUUUACUUGGCGAGCGAGUAGUACUUGCGACCCUCGGUUUUGACCUUAAUGUUCACCAUCCCUAUAAGCCCUUGGUCGAAGCGAUAAAGAAAUUUAAGGUUGCUCAACAUGCGCUCGCCCAAGUUGCGUGGAACUUUGUCAAUGAUGGGCUACGCACUUCGCUUUGCCUGCAAUUUAAGUCCCACCAUAUAGCAGCUGGUGCUAUCUUCCUUGCUGCCAAAUUUCUUAAAGUGAAGCUUCCAUCUGACGGUGAGAAGGUCUGGUGGCAAGAAUUUGAUGUUACUCCACGGCAGUUGGAAGAGGUCAGCAAUCAAAUGUUGGAAUUAUAUGAACAAAACCGUGCGGCACCACCCCCACCCCAUGCAAACGAAACAGAAGGGAGCUCAGCCAGUGGGCCCAGCCACCAGCCUUCUGCCAGAGUUCCAGGUGCAGCUUCUGAAGAAGUUCCUCCACCAAAUGGAGGACAUUCUCAGGUGACAACAAAACCUCCUACCAUGCAUCACUCUAUACCGAUAAGCUCGUCAGCUCAACCUCUACAUCAUGAUCAACCUUACCCAGAUUAUUAUAAACAAAAUGAGUCCCAUAGAAUACUGCAAAAAGACAGUAACGACCGUGAGAGCAUUAAAACUAAAACCAGCUUUAGUGAAGGUAAAACUGAAGCUGGUAUUGUAGAAGAGCCUGAAGCGCGGGCCUUUACUGGAGCAGAUGAAGCCAAAGAAAAACCUUCUGCUUUUGAUUCUAUGAAGAAGAUUGACAAGGAUAAAGUAAAAGCUGCUUUGGAGAAACGAAAGAAGCUAAAAGGAGAUGUUGCUCGAAAAGUUGAUCCGGUGGAUGAAGAUGAUCUCAUUGAGAGGGAGUUAGAACAUGGCGUUGAAUUGGCUGUCGAGGACGAGAGGAUCAAGCAGGAGAGGAGGCAGAAACCAUAUCAUAUAACAGAAAACGGAAACCUUGGAGUAGAGAGGGCAUUGGAGGGUGCUGAAGAAGGGGAGGUGUCGAUGGAUGGUCGAGAUUAUUGCUCUCCAGAGCCAAGCAGUCAAAAGAGAAAGGCGACAACAAGCCCUACCAGCAAACAUUUUGGUGGGAAGGAUGGGUAUGAUGGCCAGCAUUAUCAUGGGCCCUUCUCAAAGCGGCGUGAAGGUUUAGACGAUGCACGAAUCGCCAGUAGAUUCGAACGCGGCGAGAAGGAACAUAAAAGGUUCAGACAGGAAAAUCAAGUUUGAUUUACAGGCUGUGGUAUUUAGCUAUGAGUUUCUUAUUGCUUCCUGGCGUGAGCUGAUAAGGAAAGAAGCCUUCAACCUUAGCAUAUUUAUAACCGCUUAGCGACGACGGUAUGCUCUUUAACUAUUCUCUACAAUUCCUGCUGCUCGUCAUUUGGGAGGUUGUAACGAAACUUUACGUUCUGCCGGAUUGUAUUUCUCUAGGGAGACUUAUAUGAGGUACCAUACUGAGACAUGUUUUAUUUUUUUUUUUCACUCUAGAUGUUGGAUGAUGUCUCUCUACAGGCAAAAAUAUAAAGAUACUUGAAAAUUUCGAGCACA